AUGGACAAAUUUCUGGACACGCAACUUCACCCAGCCGAUACCUGCAACAUCUGCACCGAGCAUUUCGGCGCACUCCACCAACCGGUCGCGCUUCCCUGCAAACAUAUAUUUGGCUACGAAUGUAUCAAGAGAUGGCUUAAGGGAGGGCGAGGUAACACAAAUGCUUGCCCAACCUGCAGGUUUGUUGUGGUACCGGAGCCGGAGUCGCGCGCAUCUUUCGACGUACCGUCAAUAUGGAAGGCGCUCUGUGAUGAGCCACCAGAGCGCCUCUACACUUUUAUGGAGCAGAUUUGGUCUGGUCUGCAAGUUCUGUGGCAACGACAUCCCACUGGCAACUUCACUGUGACGUCUAUUCUCGACAAAGCCAUCAUUCCCGCUCUCGUUGCUACUGCACGCACGCCGAACGCCCCAGGAAACAGGCAUCAGAACUCCAUACUAGAUUGCUACAACCUUCUAGCAGCAUCUUGGGACUCAAUUGGUAGAUUGGAUAUGGCUGCUGGCCUUGCGAUUCCGCUGGUGCGCCUUGCACGUUUGAUGGCCAACGCAGGCGCCGUAUUACCGAAAUGGCUGACAAAGAAUGCACGCGUGAAUCGGCUGAUUUGGCGUGCAAACGCCUGCCUGCCCAUCACUGCAGAACAUAUCUCUUGGGACUACCUCAUUGAAGCUACGCAACCGAAGGACGCCCGCCACAUGCCCCUCCUGCAUCUAUACACUGUCCUCAUCUCUCAAAGCAUCACGCAUCUUCCAACUCCCCAGCCAUACCCCACCAAACGACAUGAGAUCAUAAAUCUGGUCAUCGAGCGUUGCUGUACGAAGAUUGGCGGUGUCGGAUGUGUGUGGAAGAGCAAGCCAAGCAAUGAGUUCAAAGAUGAGCUUGUGGGCGUGUUUGAGGAACUACGACGGUACCAGAUUGAGAAGAAAAAGAUGAGCCUGCGUGGUCAUGAUGGAGAGGAAGCUCUCGUGAAGGGCAUAUGGGCACUUGCUGGAUGGGGUGGGAAGGGAACUUCGUCGUCGUCCUGA
Pyrenophora tritici-repentis Pt-1C-BFP is the source of this 1020-nucleotide messenger RNA. RefSeq names its product RING-finger-containing ubiquitin ligase. The record is from RefSeq and is a predicted model, not a curated record. Gene Ontology annotation, molecular function: ubiquitin-protein transferase activity. Lineage: Eukaryota; Fungi; Ascomycota; Dothideomycetes; Pleosporales; Pleosporaceae. Gene Ontology annotation, cellular component: nucleus. Gene Ontology annotation, biological process: interstrand cross-link repair; protein ubiquitination.